Drosophila willistoni is the source of this 1623-nucleotide messenger RNA. It is a transcript of the gene mEFTu1, whose product is annotated as elongation factor Tu, mitochondrial. NCBI's taxonomy places the organism in Eukaryota, Metazoa, Arthropoda, Insecta, Diptera, Drosophilidae. Bases 119 to 1585 code for a protein of 488 amino acids. Gene Ontology annotation, cellular component: mitochondrion. The transcript has 2 exons. Gene Ontology annotation, molecular function: translation elongation factor activity; GTP binding; GTPase activity. Gene Ontology annotation, biological process: mitochondrial translational elongation. The record is from RefSeq and is a predicted model, not a curated record.
AGGCAGCAGCACAUUUUUGUGAGGUUUACGCAAUUGAAUAAUAACUUUUCCUCGGCCACCGGAAAAUUUUGAAUAUUCUUUAUAAACGAGAUUUGGUCGUAGAAGAGAGAAAGAAAUCAUGUCACAUGCAUUUGCUGUUGCCCUCAGCCGGUCGGCUGCUGCCCCCCUGCUGGCGCUCCGUUGCAGCCGGCGUGCCAUGAGUACAGCUAGAAUAAUGCGUCUGGCCAGCGCUAGCAGCAGUUCCGCCUGCUGGCAACGUCGUAGUCAACUCCUGCCCUCCACCAAUUCCACUGGAAACCUCCAGCAAUAUCUGCGCUCAUAUGCCAACGAAAAGAAGGUCUUCGAGCGCACCAAGCCCCAUUGCAAUGUAGGUACUAUUGGCCAUGUUGAUCAUGGCAAGACUACAUUGACAGCUGCCAUAACCAAGGUCCUGGCCGAUAAGCAGUUGGCCGAAAGCAAAAAAUACAAUGAAAUUGAUAAUGCUCCAGAGGAGAAAGCCCGUGGUAUUACCAUUAAUGUAGCCCAUGUGGAAUAUCAGACGGAGACCCGUCAUUACGGCCACACCGAUUGUCCCGGCCAUGCAGAUUACAUUAAAAACAUGAUCACGGGAACGGCUCAGAUGGAUGGUGCUAUUCUUGUAGUAGCUGCUACUGAUGGUGCUAUGCCCCAGACCCGGGAGCACAUGUUGCUAGCCAAACAGAUUGGUAUUGAUCACAUUGUAGUAUUUAUCAACAAAGUUGAUGCUGCCGAUCAGGAAAUGGUGGAUCUCGUUGAAAUGGAAAUUCGUGAACUGUUGACCGAAAUGGGUUAUGAUGGCGACAAAAUUCCGGUGGUCAAGGGAUCGGCAUUGUGUGCGUUGGAAGAUAAGAAUCCUGAGAUUGGUUCAGAGGCCAUAUUGAAGUUGUUGCAAGAAGUCGAUACCUUUAUACCCACACCAGUGCGAGAAUUGGACAAACCAUUCCUGCUGCCAGUGGAGAAUGUGUAUUCCAUUCCUGGUCGUGGUACUGUUGUAACUGGACGCCUGGAACGUGGUGUGGUCAAGAAGGGCAUGGAAUGCGAAUUUGUCGGCUAUAACAAGGUCCUCAAGUCUACUGUGACAGGCGUUGAGAUGUUCCAUCAAAUCCUCGAAGAAGCUCAGGCUGGAGAUCAACUUGGUGCCCUUGUGCGUGGUGUGAAGCGUGAUGAUAUCAAGCGUGGCAUGGUCAUGUGCAAACCAGGCACAGUCAAGGCUUUAGAUCAGUUGGAAGCCCAGGUCUACAUUCUUUCCAAGGAUGAGGGCGGUCGCACCAAGCCAUUCAUGUCAUUUAUUCAACUGCAAAUGUUCUCUCGCACUUGGGAUUGUGCUGUGCAAGUGCAAAUUCCCGACAAGGACAUGGUGAUGCCUGGCGAAGAUACCAAAUUAAUUUUGCGUCUCAUUCGUCCCAUGGUCUUGGAGCAGGGCCAACGUUUCACUCUUCGUGACGGCAACUUGACCCUAGGCACUGGUGUGGUUACCAAAGUGAUGCAAGGUCUGACGGAAUCGCAACGUUUGGAGCUCACUGAAGGCAAAAAGGCGCGUGAGAAGAAGGAGGCUUCUAAAAAGUAAACCACAGCUGAAAUAAAUUAAAACACACAUAAAUUUAA